This is a messenger RNA of Cyprinus carpio (common carp), 1857 nucleotides long. RefSeq names its product V-type proton ATPase subunit E 1-like. Gene Ontology annotation, molecular function: proton-transporting ATPase activity, rotational mechanism. Gene Ontology annotation, cellular component: proton-transporting two-sector ATPase complex, catalytic domain. NCBI's taxonomy places the organism in Eukaryota, Metazoa, Chordata, Actinopteri, Cypriniformes, Cyprinidae. The record is from RefSeq and is a predicted model, not a curated record. Gene Ontology annotation, biological process: proton transmembrane transport.
CGUGCCCCCUUCAUCCUCGUCAGCUGACGCUUGGCGGAACUGUAGUUUAGUCCUGCAGAUUUUAGUAAUAUAAACAUAGUUUAGUUUAGUAAGUUAGUGUGAAAUAUUUCCUUUGAUAAAUCUCUCUUAAGAUCGCAGUCAGUGCCUUAAAAACAUCAGCCAUGGCGCUCAGCGAUGCCGCCGUACAGAAACAGAUCAAACACAUGAUGGCCUUUAUUGAGCAGGAAGCCAAUGAGAAGGCAGAAGAAAUAGAUGCAAAGGCAGAAGAAGAGUUUAAUAUCGAAAAAGGACGCCUGGUACAGACUCAGAGGUUGAAGAUAAUGGAGUACUAUGAGAAGAAAGAGAAACAGAUCGAACAACAGAAGAAAAUCCAAAUGUCAAAUUUGAUGAACCAGGCCAGACUGAAGGUACUCAAAGCUCGUGAUGACAUGGUUAAGGAUCUCCUUAAUGAAGCACAACAACGGCUGGCCAACAUUGCCAAAAACCCAAACGAGUACCCAACACUGCUGGAGGGGCUGGUGUUACAGGGAUUUUAUCAGCUGUUGGAGCCCAAGGUUAUAGUUCGGUGCAGAAAGGAAGAUGUAGCGAUGGUGCAGGCUGCUGUUAAGAAAAACAUCCCUAUCUACAAAGAGACAGUAAAGAGUAAUAUUGAAGUGCGCAUCGACGAAAACAACUUCCUGCCCUCUGACAUCUCAGGAGGUGUUGAAGUCUAUAACGCCGAUGGCAAAAUCAAGGUGUCCAACACACUGGAUAGCAGACUGGACCUUAUAGCGCAACAGAUGAUGCCUGAGAUCAGAGUGCAACUGUUUGGUCCCAACCAAAACCGCAGGUUUAUGGACUAGUGCUCUGCUGCUAAAUGUACUUUAGUGGUUGUUAGGAGAACGGUGUAAUUCAAGACCCCUGAUAAAGUGACAAGGUUUGAUGGGAAGUUUUAUUUUUUUUAAGGUCACUUUCGGUUUCUGUUGCAAUUCAACUGAUCAUGUUUCACCAAUAAUUUGCAUUCUCUCUUUCUUUUGUGUGUUUUUCUUAAAAAAAAAAACAAGUCAAAGAAAGUGGUUUAAAAUGAAAGGCUUAUCAUGUGUGCUUAUGUUACCUUAUACCUCUCCUUUGAGUGUUUCUUUAACGCUUUCUGUUUGAAAAUCAUGCCAUCUGUAGUGAAAGUGGACACCUGAUAUCUAAUCUCAGCAUGUUUGAACAAAAAGCUUUAAGCACUCAGGAAUUUACAUUGUUUUUGCUUUAAAUGUUGUUAGCUAAGCUAGCAGCCUUUCAGGUUUUCCCUGGAAAAGGGAAACCCUCAUUCGAUGUCUUAAAAGAAAAUAUGGAUGCCUCUGUGCUUGUUUGUGUGUUUUCAUUUGUAGUACAACUGCAUUAUAGCACAGAGAAGUAAAUCAAAUAUAUUUUAUUUAUAUUUUGAAGCAUUUCUGUGCCCAUUACAGUAUAAACAAAACAUUGCUUGUUGGUUACAUCAAGUCAGAAAUCUGACAGAGGCUUAAAGAUGGUACAUAUACCUCAAACAUUACAAAUACGCUGCCCUCUUGUGGAAUUCAAAUACACGAGAUGUAAAUUAGCAUCAGUUGUGGUGCACAAACAAUGUUUUGUAUAUUCAAAUGACUCCAGAGCAUGUUUUCAAGAAACUUUAAAAUGCAAAAGCUCUUCAGUGAUUUGAUAAGCAGAGAGGUCUAUAUCAGUCUUGCAUAUUUAAUACAGAUUGCUUGUUGUUCAUUACAGUUAUUUAGUAUAACAUAUGAAUAUGAAACCUCUGAGAUAUUUUCAAGUCUUGUCUUCCAAGAAUAUGCCACUACAUAUGUUUAAAAAUAUCUCUUUCUUGGUAUUAAAAUACUGUAUUUGAAACACAAA